AUGAAAGAGAACAAGUUAGCUUGUGAGACAAUAAGACACAUUCGUGAUGGUGUUACCAUGUUUUUACCUAUGAAUUUUUAUGGUGUCAAAGGUAAUUUUGUCGUUGAUACAGGUGCAGCAGUGACACUCAUGUCUGUUGGAUUUUACUAUAGUAUUCCCAUGGAAUUUAGACCGGAACUUAAUAAGUCAGAUCCUAGGCUAAAACUAGAAGUAGCCAAUGAUGGUCUCCUAUCUGUAGAGGGGAUAGCUACUUUCAAAUUCAUAUUGAAAAACACCAAAUUCGAGUGGGACAUGUAUGUUACAGACAUUCGAGAGGAUGGGCUUCUAGGACUAGAUUUCUUAUAUAAUAAUCAAUAUAUGUGUGGAACUGAUACUGGUCUACGGUUAAAUGGAAAGAAAUAUGAAACUUUCAUUCACCGAGCUCCCUUUGGUGUGUCAAGGGUUUCAUGUGUUACAGAGACUAUUAUACCAGCAAACUGUGAGCGUGUUCUUUAUGGACAGGUAGAUUCUAGUCUAACAUUUUUGAAACCGUGUGUUGUGGGACCAUUACUAAAAGAUAAUGAUGGUUUACUUAUAGGGCAUGCCCUUGUGACCCCUGGGGAUAAUAUUCCUAUCCCGGUGAUGAAUUUAUCGGAUGAGGAUAUUAUCAUACAUUCCGGACAGUCAAUAGCUAGUGUUCAGGAAAUUGUUGACUUUAGACCGUUAGACCCUUGCGACAAUGCUCAGUUCAAUAGACAGGUGAACAAUGUGUCCAGUACAGAGACCUGGCCAGAAGGUGUACAAAAGUUAUGUGACGAAUCUAGUGUGACCUUGACAGCAGACCACAUACUGAAACUUAAGAGACUGUUAAAGAAUCAUGUGUCUGUAUUCGCCAGUUCAUCUGAGGACUUGGGAUUUACUAAUGUAGUGGAACACAAAAUUGACACUGGUACAGCUGCCCCUGUGAAACAAGCCCCUCGGCGACCUCCUAUGGCCUUUGCUAAAGACGAGGAGAUAAUCUUAGAGAAGCAAUUAAAACAGGGUUUAUUAAGGAAUCCAAAUCCCCCUGGGCCAGCCCUAUGGUUUAUGUCCGAAAGUCUGAUGGUACCACUCGUCCUUGUGUAG
Messenger RNA from Pecten maximus, 1104 nucleotides. RefSeq lists its product as uncharacterized. Bases 1 to 1104 code for a protein of 367 amino acids. The record is from RefSeq and is a predicted model, not a curated record. Lineage: Eukaryota; Metazoa; Mollusca; Bivalvia; Pectinida; Pectinidae. The transcript has a single exon.